Schizosaccharomyces octosporus yFS286 is the source of this 2625-nucleotide messenger RNA. Its product is annotated as EST1 family protein. Gene Ontology annotation, cellular component: telomerase holoenzyme complex. Bases 1 to 2625 code for a protein of 874 amino acids. Gene Ontology annotation, molecular function: telomeric repeat DNA binding; protein binding; telomerase RNA binding. Gene Ontology annotation, biological process: nuclear-transcribed mRNA catabolic process, nonsense-mediated decay. The transcript has a single exon. The record is from RefSeq and is a predicted model, not a curated record. NCBI's taxonomy places the organism in Eukaryota, Fungi, Ascomycota, Schizosaccharomycetes, Schizosaccharomycetales, Schizosaccharomycetaceae.
AUGAGCGCCCGAGAUUCAUGUGAUCCCAAAACACUUAGGAAGUUGUGCGAACAGAACUAUGAUAAAAGUACAGCACUUCUUUCCGUCUUAAAGGAGAGCUUGGUGAAACUUGGAAAUGAGUUGGAUUUUUUGAUUGAGAAGAAUCAAGCAGCACAUCGUACUGGACACGGGAGUACAGUGGAAGGAUCGAGAAGUUCAACCAAAUCUAAGAAAAAUGGUAAUGGAGAACGAUCGAAGAAUUAUAAGCGAUCAGUGACGGAGGCGAAUUCCGGGAAACUGGAAAAUCGCAAGGAAUGGAAGCAGCUCUUGUCUGUAAAUUCUAAAAUCGCUGCGCUUAUGGGUGAAAUAUUACUGACAGAUGUUUCAUAUUCUUUGGAGAAGGAUACUUUGACUGCAAUAUGGACGAAGGUUCAUUAUCGGGUUAUUUCCUUCUUGAAACAUAAGAUUAUUCAGGCAUCUAGGAAAAACAAUAUAGAAGUUUUAGGGUCACUUGUGACUCUAUAUUUUCAUUAUCUUGAUACCUGCGUUCAUUUCUAUGUUUCUUGUGCCUUCAUUUUAAUUAAAGUCUAUAGCUUGCAAUGUCUUGAGCCUUUAGCAUCCUACCUUGCUACUCAGCUUGCGUUCAGAACUUCGAAAAAGUCUCACAAAGCAAAGGUUAAAUCUGGAAGCUCAUUACGACAAGAUACACUUUUGAAAUCAUUGUUUUCUUCUAUCUUUGGGUUUAAGAAGUUAUUUUCUGGUACUUUGAGUGUUAUUCUUCAGAAAACGUCAGCAGUAGCUGCUUCUGAUAAAGCUGCUUACUCACCGGCAUAUGUUAGUAGUCCUUUACUUGAAUUAGCUCUACCUGACAAACAGGCACAUUUUUUGAUCGGCACUAUAUACGGUUCCCUGAUUUAUGUAGGCGAUAUCUAUCGUUACCUGGCUCAAGCACGUUCACCUAAAUUGCCCGAUUAUUCUAUCGCAAAGAAAUAUUACCAUAUGGCUGCUUUUGCUGUUCCGAAUUGCGGUAUCCAUUAUCAUCAGUUAGGUCUAAUUGAAGUACAAAAUGCUGAUUCAUCAGCCUCGAAUUCUCCUCAAAAUCAUCAUCAAGGAUUAUAUAAAAGCCCAUCCUCGAGCUCGCUUCUUUCAUCAGAAGCCUCUUCUAGAUCAAUUGUCGAUGAUGCUAAUCUGCUAGGAGUUUCCUCUUUCUUUUUAGCCUCUUUAUCUCCGAAUGGUAUUGCUGCAAAGUGUGCCCGUAACAGUCUUCUCAUUGCGCUGAAACGUAUUUUAGGGAAACCAAAUUUUUUUGACCCAAGUUUGGUAAUGUACCAAAAGGAUAAUUCUCUCGUAUCUUUAUUCCUUCGUUUAUAUGCUUUGGCGUUUUCUGACUUUGAUUGUAUAUCUCAUACGAAUUCCCUUGUAAAGCGAGUCCGGUUUUUAUUAUCUGAUUCUUUGAAAAAUGCUAGGGUAUCCUAUAAAACAUUAUUGAGGAUGACUUAUUGUGCGCUUGCUGCAAGAUGUCUGGCAUCGAAGCUGGGACACAGUGGUACAGGGGAUGUAAUUCAAAGAUUUCCUUCUACGAAUUUAGCUACACAAACUACUGUAAUGUUUUUCGAAGUUCUUGUGGAUGCAGCAAAUGGCCAGCUUCCUUUGCAUGCUUUAAGUGUUAGUUCUUUUAGCCAAGGUCAAUCGCAGCCAUACGGCAUGCUUCUGCAGAAUAUAAUUUUUUCUCCAAUGGUUUUACCGAUAUGUACUUUGGUUUCUUUCUGCUUGAAGCAUAGUGAUAUGUGGCUUACGAAGGAGAUUCGAACUGGCUUAUCACAGAUUUACAAUCGUUUCACUUUCUUCUUUGAAAAUACAAAGCAAGAGUUGCCUACUGAGGAAUGUCUAAUUUGGAGUACUCAAUGGGAUGUUGGUUUGCCGUUUUUCUUUCCUAUGCAACAAAUAUACGAUGUCAAUUAUGACUUGUUGAAGUUGUUAUCUGCAAACAAACUAUAUCCUUUAGGAGAGGAAGAGGACAUUGAAGGCCAAAGAUCUACCGAGGAUAAUGACACAAUGGUAAAAUUAUCUAUUGACUCUUUGUAUAUGUUACUGGGUCGUCAUGCAAACACUCAAACUUCAUCCAUUUCGGUAUCAUCUCCUGCGACACCCCGUGGAUUCUAUCGAUCUCUUGAUUCAACUUGUGUAAAUGCAUUUCCUGCAUCUUCUUUGCCUUCUGACCAUUCUUCUCCUACGUCACCGUUCCAUUCUGGUGCAUCUUCUUUUGUACAGCCAUCGUCAAGCAUAGCAAGUCUGCAGUAUGGUAGAAUGGCUGACCCCAAACCCUCACAGCCCGUCUCACCAUUUUCGUCUGAAAACCUUAGUCAGAUGACGCGUUCAAAGCUUACUUCUGCUUUUGAUGUUUCAACGGAAAAGGACAUAGACAGACCAGAUACACCGUUUUAUGAUUCUCAUUUGCGUUCACGACCGGCAUCAGUAGCGUCUGGAAGUGGACAAAAUACACCAAUGAAAGGAGAAAAAAUUUUAUUCAGACCCAUUGGGAGUCCAAAGCCGCAGACACAACAUCCUAGCGACACUUCCGAUGUACAGCGUCAAGUAUUUUUAUCAGAACUGUUGAAGAGAAUGAUCAACAUCAACAACACCUAA